Mesorhabditis belari is the source of this 540-nucleotide messenger RNA. Lineage: Eukaryota; Metazoa; Nematoda; Chromadorea; Rhabditida; Rhabditidae. The record is from the annotation of a GenBank genome assembly.
AUGAGCACACCAGGGCUGGCACUGGCUAAAUGUUACAAGCAAGGCCUUAUCCCAGCAAAUGCUUUUCUUCAAAUGUCCAUUCGCUGCUCACACGCGCACGUUUUUCGAAAGAGACCAGCUCAACUCAUCGUCAAUCGGAUCAAGGAUAUCGUGCACUUCUACAUGAUCGGAAUCGGUUUGAUGCCCGUGCUAGGUUUUCUCUUCUAUCUUCACGUCGUGAACGGAACUUGCGAGCUCAAGGAUAUCCCAACAGAAGGUCCACCACCCGCUUACUGGCAAUUCGAAAGGACCCCGGCUCGUCAAUGGUUUGCCAGAAAUUUCGGCAUCUCUGACAUGGAACAUCACGAACGAAAUUUGGCCUAUUACGAGAAGAUGGCCACCGUAUCACGAUGGAGGAAAAUCGAACAACGAAUGCGGCAUCUUGAGAGCGAGCGAUUGGACUACAAGGGAUGGCAUUACACCCCCGUAUCGGCUGAUUGGAUUGAUCUUGCAACACGGUCACUACGGAUAUUAAAAUCUGGCCAGCUGCUCGAGCCCCAC